AUGAAAAAAAAUAUACUUUUAAAACAGACAAACACUUGCAUAGUAGAGUCGAUAUUAUUUGUUGGUUGGGAAUGUUCCAUUAGAUCCUUAUCUAAGAAUAGAGGAAUAAAAAAUAUUAGACAGUAUGUAACGGCAUCAUCAUCUAUCUCAGGACCUACUAUAAAUAAUACGACAAAGUCUAUUAAAGAUAGCGCUUAUGAUGAGAAAGAUUUAGAUAUAAACCCUGUGGGUAUUCAGCAUUUAUCUCCAUCCUUGAGACGACAACUAUUUGGCUCUGCAAAAAACAGUAAUAUAACCGGAAAGCUAACAAAAGAUCAAAAGCAAGCAUUAACAAACAUUGCAAUAUACUCAUUGAAGCAGCAUCAUUUAUAUGGUAGAAAAACAUCCAUUAAAAAACCCAUUGACUUUCAGCUACCAAAACUUAGAGGCAAAACAUUGGAAGAACAUUUUCAAAAAUUGGGUAAUUAUAUGUCGGAGCCUUAUUUAACAAUGUGUAAGAAUAAAUUUACUAGGAUAGUAGAUAAACCUAAACAAUGGAUUAUGGAAUCAGGCUGCUGGUUUAGAUAUGUUCCGGGUGAACCACCACAAAAAGUUACAUAUCCACUAGAAAAUACGUUAAUAUUUGAUGUUGAAACAAUGCCCAAAAUAUCGCCAUUCCCAGUAUUAGCGACUGCAGUGUCAGACAAAGCUUGGUAUAGUUGGUGUUCUCCAUUUUUGACUACAGAUGGGAAAGAUAAUUUUAAACAUUUGAUACCCUUGGAUACCCACAAUAAGAAAAACCCAAAGUUAAUUAUAGGGCAUAAUAUUAGUUAUGACAGAGCCAGAGUAUUGGAGGAAUAUAAUUUUAAAAAAUCAAAUGCAUUUUUUUUGGAUACAUUAUCUUUGCAUUCCGCUACUGCUGGUAUGUGUUCUAGACAAAGGCCGAAAUGGACCAAGGCAAAGAAAAUGCUGAGAGAAAGAAAGAAGCUGGCGGAAGAGUUGGAAAAUAAUGAGGAUCAACAUAUUACUUGUAAAAAUGAAAUAAAUGAUGGUGAUCCAGCUAAUUUAGUUAUUGAGAAUCCAAUAAAAGAUGAUCCAUGGGUUGGGUUAUCAUCCUUAAAUUCUCUGAAAGAUGUAGCAUCUUUUUACUGUGAUAUUGAUUUGAAGAAAGAGGAUAGAGAUAUUUUUGUAGAGGCUGAAGAUAAACAUGAGAUUAUUACUAAUUUCCAAAAACUUUGUACUUAUUGUGCUAAUGAUGUAGAAGCCACUAGCAGAGUGUUUGAUAAAGUUUUCCCCUUAUUUUUAAAGACUGUUCCACACCCAGUGUCAUUUGGUGCAUUAAGGAGUUUAAGUAGUUGUUUUUUACCAGUAGACUCGCAGCAAUGGACAAACUAUAUUGAAUCUUCGGAAGCUUUAUAUCAAAAAAGUAAAAAAGAUAUAGAAGCAAAAAUACUUCAGAUUGUCCAAGAUACAGUAAAAUUGAAAGAUGAUAUUGACCAAGUGAAUAAAAAUCCCUGGUUGAAGCAAUUAGAUUGGACGAUCAAGCCAUUGAAAUUAACUAAAAAGGGAGUGCCAGUGAAAAACCAAAAGUUACCUGGUUAUCCUGAAUGGUAUAGGUCCUUAUUUCCAAAUAAAAUGGCUACAAAUCCAAAAAUAACCAUUAAAUCCAGGCAAAUACCACUUUUUUUCAAUUUGUCUUGGGAGGGUUUCCCGGUUAUUUGGUCUAGUGUUAAUGGCUGGUGUUUUGAAGUUUUGCAGAAAGAUGCGUUGAAGUAUGAAACAGAGAAGAAUUACAUCAGAGCAACUGCAGAAGAAGAUACGGGAAAAAGUUGUGAGUCUGGUUUUGUUCGAUUUAAAAUACCACAUCCUAAUGGUCCAGAUUUUAAUUGUACCUCCUUAUUAACUAAAUCGUACAUUCACUUUUUUCAAAAAAAGGUAAUGACAUCUAGUUCACCUUAUGCGUUGGAAGCUUUGAAUAUAAAUUCUUCUGGGUCGUAUUGGAUGAGUAGUAGACAGAGAAUUAUGGAACAGUUUGUAGUGUCUAAAAGGGAUUUCCCUCAAGAGUUUUGUUUUGAUGGAAAAGUUAAUGAUGAAGAUAAAGACAAUGAUUUAGCUUUGAUAUUACCGCUUAUUGUUCCGAUGGGUACAAUUACUAGGAGAGCAGUGGAAAAUACUUGGUUAACCGCUUCAAAUGCGAAAAAAAAUAGGAUUGGUUCUGAAUUAAAAGCGCAGGUAAAAGCGCCAGCUGGAUAUUCUUUUGUUGGUGCGGAUGUGGAUUCUGAAGAAUUAUGGAUUGCUUCUUUGGUAGGAGAUUCUGUUUUUAAUAUACACGGCGGGACACCAAUUGGAUGGAUGACGUUAGAGGGAACCAAAAAUGAGGGUACUGAUUUGCAUACUAAAACUGCGCAAAUCUUAGGAUGUUCAAGAAAUGAGGCUAAAGUUUUUAAUUACGGCAGAAUUUACGGUGCGGGUGCCAAAUUUGCAACACAAUUAUUGAAAAACUUUGUUCCUUCAUUAUCAAGUGAUGAGGCGGCACGCGUAGCAAAUAAUUUGUAUGAAUCUACAAAGGGACAAAAAUUUUAUUCAGACAAGGAUUUCGAUAAGUUUUGGUUUGGUGGUUCUGAAUCAAUCUUAUUCAAUAAAUUGGAGAAUAUUGCUGAACAGAAUGAACCAAGAACCCCUGUUUUAGGUUCUGGAAUUACAAUUGCUCUUAAAAAAAAGAAUUUAAAUAAGAAUGGGUUUUUGCCUUCCAGAAUUAAUUGGGUGAUCCAAUCAUCAGGAGUUGAUUAUUUGCAUUUAUUGUGUUGUUCUAUGAAUUAUUUAAUUGAUACGUAUAAUAUUGAUGCUAGAAUGUGUAUAUCCAUUCAUGAUGAGAUCAGGUAUUUGGUUAAGAACGAAGAUAAAUAUAGGGCAGCUUUGGCAUUGCAAAUUAGCAAUUUAUGGACUCGGGCAAUGUUUUGUGAGCAGAUGGGUAUGGACAAUUUACCUCAAAACUGUGCAUUUUUCAGUGCUGUUGAUAUUGACUUUGUUUUAAGAAAAGAAGUUGAUUUAGAUUGUAUUACACCUUCAAAUAAGGUUGCAAUUCCUCCUGGCGAGUCAUUGGACAUUUACAAAUUACUCGAAAAUCCUAAAUCAGCUUUAAUUAAUGGGAGGGAUCUUGAUUUGAGCAAGUAUCCAUAUAAACCAAGGGUGCCAGUUUUAUCUGUUUAUGAUAAAGAUAAUGAUGAUGAUUUUUUAAAAUAUUUUUUGAAAAUGCAAGUUCAGGAUAAUAAAGCAACUGUUACCAAAUUAGCAAGAGAAUACACUCAAGAACAGCAACGUGAAUUAUUUAUGAACAACAGUAAAAAUUUACCCGAGCCCAAAUCGUAUCAAGAUUUCAUGCGUGAAGAAUUCAAAACACAUAAAGUUAAUAAGAACAAUGUUUCUACCAUAGAUAAUUUACUUUCCAAAGGUUCGGAUUCCGUUAAGAAGGAUUCAAAGUCUAUGAGUAGAAGAAGAGUUUUAGUCAAAUCCCCAGUUAAAACAGAUAUUUAUGAAAAAGUAAAUAGAAGAGUAUUUGGUGGGAACGCUGCCUUUGAUGCAUUUUACAAUUCUGUUGAUAAAAAUGGUGCUUAUGUGUCUAAACAGGAUUCAAAGUUUUUCAAAAAAAACAUGAUUGAUAAAAUUGUGGAAAAAAGUUUGGACACUAAUAAAAAGACAACUUUUACCAAGGAGAAGACCAUCAGAAGGAAGAAUUCAAUCAACAAGCAUGACAACAAUUCAAGUAAGGAGGUUUCUUGCAAGAAAAGGGUGGGAAAUAAUCAUCAUGAAGGCACUGCAUCGUUUAAGCAUACAACCUACAGUUCUAAUAAAGCUAAAAGAGGUUCAUUAAUUUUAGAAAAAUGA
This is a messenger RNA of Saccharomycodes ludwigii, 3864 nucleotides long. RefSeq names its product DNA-directed DNA polymerase gamma MIP1 (gene MIP1). The record is from RefSeq and is a predicted model, not a curated record. The transcript has a single exon. Gene Ontology annotation, cellular component: mitochondrion; gamma DNA polymerase complex. Gene Ontology annotation, biological process: mitochondrial DNA replication. Gene Ontology annotation, molecular function: DNA binding; DNA-directed DNA polymerase activity; 3'-5' exonuclease activity. The coding region runs from base 1 to 3864 and encodes 1287 amino acids. NCBI's taxonomy places the organism in Eukaryota, Fungi, Ascomycota, Saccharomycetes, Saccharomycodales, Saccharomycodaceae.